Molecule: messenger RNA, 1217 nt
Organism: Branchiostoma belcheri (Belcher's lancelet)
Lineage: Eukaryota; Metazoa; Chordata; Leptocardii; Amphioxiformes; Branchiostomatidae
Product: S-methyl-5'-thioadenosine phosphorylase-like
Exons: 8
Coding region: 197-1063 (288 amino acids)
Biological process (GO): nucleoside metabolic process
Cellular component (GO): cytosol
Molecular function (GO): S-methyl-5-thioadenosine phosphorylase activity
Source: RefSeq, a predicted model, not a curated record
UCUGCUGCCCCCAUGCACAACUAGCUUUCGUGCUCACGUGUUGCUGUAUAUUCACCUGACUUUUACUAGUUUUAGGUCCCAAAAAGCCACCGGCGGUGCAGAACUAGUAGUUCCUUUACAACUAGAGAUCGAGAGAGAGGACGUCUUAUUCUAGUGCACAUGCUUAAGUGAUACAAAGGUUCCUGUGAGACCAAAGAUGGAAACCAACUCAGCACCAAGGAAAGUGAAGAUCGGCAUCAUCGGAGGUUCCGGACUGGACAAUCCUGACAUCCUGGACAACAGGAGGGAGAAACAUGUGGACACGCCCUACGGAAAGCCUUCUGAUGCUCUGAUCCUGGGUGAUGUGGCAGGUGUGGAAUGUGUGCUUCUGGCCAGGCAUGGGCGUGGCCAUACUGUCAUGCCAACCAACAUUAACUUCCGAGCAAACGUCCAUGCCCUGAAGGCUGAAGGUUGUACUCACCUGGUCGUCACCACUGCCUGUGGAUCACUCAGAGAAGACAUCCAUCCAGGAGACAUGGUCAUUCUGGACCAGUUCAUCGAUAGGACGACAAAACGCGCCGCAACGUUUUACGAUGGCAACCCUGGCAGUCCUGUGGGGGUGUGUCACCUUCCCAUGGACACCCCUUUCUGUCCUCACAUCAGAAAAAUUCUAAUUAAUGUGUGCAAGGAGUUGGAAAUCAGGCACCAUGAAAGCGGCACCAUGGUCACCAUUGAGGGUCCUCGCUUCUCCUCGCGGGCAGAGAGUAAGAUGUUCCGCAUGUGGGGCGGUGAUGUCAUCAACAUGACCACGGUACCGGAGGUCGCUCUGGCCAAGGAGGCGGGGAUGUGCUAUGCCGCUGUUGCCAUGGCAACAGACUAUGAUUGUUGGAAGGAAGACCCAGGGCAUCAUGUGAGUGUGGAUGCUGUACUGAAGGUGUUUAAGGGCAAUGCUGACAAGGGGAUCCGCAUCUUUAAGGCAGCCAUUCCCCAGAUCGCCCAGCGGGACUGGACAGCUGUGCUGGAGGAGAACAGGGUGACUGUAUCCAGCUCUAUCCUGCUGCCACCAUCAGAGGGUAAACUGUAACAGGAACACAAUCUGGCUAGUUUUACUUCACAUUAUCAUAUAGCCAGGUGACGUUGACCAAUCAGAAGGCUCCAUUCCACAUUCCUUAUGACGCCGUAAUGUCACAAAUAGAGUCAAAAUCGGGUAUUUAUUCAUCCCAAUCCAUACAUUAAAC